CUAAGAUUUUGUUCUCGAGUUCCUGUUCCGGCCCCAACAACUCUUCUAAGUUUGGCUCCGUCCCUAACCUCUUCUCCUUCUUCUCAAAUUCUGUCUACUUCGGAUUUUCAGACACCGGAAAGGGAUUCUACAAGGUGUAUGCUGACGUAUUCGAUAAAAUUUAUCUCAAUGAAUUGAAUUUUGCGAAGAAGUUGGGUCUAAUCUCUCCAAAAGAAGCUCCGCUUAUGGGAAAUAUGAAUAGUCCUUAUGCUCAGGUGACGGCAUUCUAUAAUUAUUGGCUAGGGUUUACAACAGUGAUGGAUUUCUGCUGGGCUGAUCAGUACGAUGUGAUGGCAGGGAUGAACAGGAAGUCAAGAAGAGUCAUGGAGGAAGAGAAUAAAAAGUUGAGAAAAAAGGCACGCCGGGAGUACACUGACACUGUUCGAGGAUUGGCUGAGUUUGUGAAGAAGAGGGACAAGAGGGUAAUUGACAUGCAAGUGAAGAGGAAUGAGGAGAUGGAGAGAAAGAGGGGGGUAGAGCAAGCUAGGAAGAAGGAGUUAGAGAGGCUCAAGGCAGAGAGGGCAAAAAGGUAUAAGGAGCCUGACUGGAUUCAGGUUGAUGACACAGAGAAGGAUGAAGCUGCUGAUAAAACAUCAGAUGAUGAUAAUAAAGAGGAAGUGAAUGAGUUAUACUGCAUAGCAUGUGGGAAAAGGUUUAAGAGCGAGAAACAAUGGAUAAAUCAUGAGCAGUCUAAAAAGCAUAAAGAAAAGAUUUCAGCAUUAAGAGAAGUGUUAAAUGACGAGGACAAAGUGUUUGAAGAAGCAAAUGUCAAUGGAAGAAAAAACGAGGAGGAAGAGCAAAGUACACCUAAUUCUGCUGAAAGCGGCUAUUUAUCAGCUACAGAUGAUGCCGUGGAUGAGUUGGGGGAACAAUUAGAGGGUAGUUUUGGAAUUCUUGCGAAGAGUGAUGAUUAUCAAGAAGUUGAAGAACCCAAGACUGGAUAUACAGGUGAUGGUGGUCCUAGGAACUCAGAUGAUGAUGAUGAUGAUGAUGAUGAUGAUGGCGAUGAAGCACGUAUCCUUGAAGCUAUGGUAUCGGGGCACAGAAGUAGAAAGAAUGUUGUCUCCAGUCACCAUUCUAAGAUAAAAUCUGAUGAAAAUGAAUUGAACUUUAUGGAAUAUAAUAAUCUGAAGAUUAGUGGUAAGAAAAAGGGAACCCGUAAACGCCGAAAUAGGAAAGCUGAAGACCCAACAGAAGUUAAUGAGGAGGAAACCAAUGAGGCAGAACGUAGUGAGCAAGUGGGGGGAAAUACUGUAUAUGAUGAAAACAUGGAUAGUAAUAACCCUACAUCAAUAAAUAUUGCAUAUGAUGAGAAAAACAUGGAUAUUCAGACUUCAUCAACAUUGCCAGUUUCAUCCAGAACCAAGACUCUUGAUGGUCAAGAGGAUGAUUCGUCGGAAAAGGUUGAAAAGAUUCCAAAGCAAGCUACUAUUGGCAGUAGGAAUAACACAAAGAGGGAUAAUCAUAAUACUAAUACUAUAUCAAAGAAUGUUUCCAAAGGGAGGAAAGGAAAGUCAAACUCAAGACGUUCAGGCAAUGCAUGUGAAACAUGUGGAGAAGAAUUCGAAUCCAGGAAUAAACUGCACAAACAUUUGGGAGAGACGGGACAUUCUUUGCUCAAGUCAAGAUAGAUCAUCUAUCUUUUUUUUUCUUCCAACAGUUGAUGCAUAUGUAUUUUUCAUUCAUUGGCCCUUUUAUUGGAAUGCUUUUAGUUUCCUGGAUGUUUAGGGUUUUGCGUGAUAGGAUUCACCCAAAAACUUGAUACAACCCACAUUCUUUCCCCUGAGGGUAGAGGCAAGGUCUACACAAAUCUCACUCUCCCCACGCUUUAAUUCUGGGCAAGAUAUGUUGUGUUUAUUUGGACUGGUUAACUUACAACUUGAUAUUCUCCCGCUCAGAACAUUUUCCCAUUUCACUCACGCGCUGUGAAAGCCUGUAAUUUACUUGAGAAGUUUUGGUGCAUUUAGAGAAAAAUAUAUUCUUUCUAUGUGGUGCCAGUUUAUUCAUCGGUUACACGUGC
Molecule: messenger RNA, 2059 nt
Organism: Cuscuta europaea
Lineage: Eukaryota; Viridiplantae; Streptophyta; Magnoliopsida; Solanales; Convolvulaceae
Source: the annotation of a GenBank genome assembly